AGAGCUGAGGGAGAACAGGGGGGACCGUGAGGCAGAGACAGACUGACGUUUAUUCCUAUAAGCUACAAUUAUGAUCAUACUAAUGACUGAAUACAAAUUGUUUUCUUUUACUUUUUCAUAAGUCAUAGAUUUAACUGGGGCAGCUUUAAAAAAAAGUGGACAGGAGGCAAGUAGAGAACAGAUCAUACGACUGCAGAGAGAUACUAUUUUUUUGCUUUUUUUUGAGUGAUUUAGAGUAACUCUCAUUAUCUGAACAUCAUUUAUCUCUUCACCAUGGUAGCUGGGUUCUUCGUACUGGCUCUGCACUUCUUUUCUUUCAUGGUGAUGACAGAAUCACACACCUGCCCAUCAGGAUUUAGUGUCAAGGAAGGAAAGUGCAUUGAUGUUGAUGAAUGUGCUGCUGAUGAGGAUUAUCCUGAUCAUCUCUCUCCAUGUGGAGAGAACUCACACUGUAUCAACACAGAUGGCAGCUACUACUGCCAAUGUCCUGAUGGUUAUAGAUCACCAACAGGACAUUUGAAUUUUUUAGCUGAUCCAUUUGCAAUAUGUAGAGACAUUGAUGAAUGUCAGGAUAAAAACAGUUGCGAUCAAAUUUCUGCUUGCAUCAACACGUUGGGCAGUUAUUAUUGUAUCUGUAAAGCUGGUUUUCGAUUGAAAUCUGGUAAAACUACCUUCUCUGGGAACAAGGAGGAAUGUGAAGACAUAUGUUUGACUAAUAAGACCAUCUGUGGAAAUGGAACCUGUCAUAGUGGUGACGGUGGUCAUCACUGUAUGUGUCAUUCAGGGUUCAGUAACUAUGGCAACAACAGGUCUCGCUGCACCGAGUUAAACUGUGAUCCAUUCAAAGAUGAGGACCGUCUGGAAGAGACAUUUCAUGUUGCAACUGAUUUUGUGAUGAAGUUGAAACAAAUCUGUCAGGGGUUCGCAGAGAGUGAAAGUGUAAAAAAGCUGGAUGGGGAGAACAUGGUGGAGGUACUUUUGUCUGGGAUUGACAAGCUUUUAUCCAGUGGAGCCAUCAAUGGUAACCAGAAAGUCUCCACCUUUCUGGACAUGAUGGAGAUUGCUCUGAGGCUCAUAGGACCCUUUACAAAGACCCCACAAACCAAAAGAUCCUCUAAUUAUUCAGAGCUGGAGCUGCUGGUACGUUCGGGGCCUGACUUACCUCGAGGACCUGUAACUUUAUCAUCUAAGCGAGUCCAGGCAGACCUCCAGCUGGAGACCGCUGCUGGAGAUCCAUCCAAUUACCCUGUAAUGCUUGUGACUAUAAAAGGCUUCACAACAGCGGCCUUGCUGAGCUACGCAAACCUGAAGGACUCUGCAGAUGGAUAUUUUGCUGGAAUGAAGCCACAGAGUAACCAAAGCUUUAAGAUCAACUCUCAAGUUGUGACUGUUGCCGUCAGCAACCGAGACACAAGCGUCCUUAAAGAGCCAGUCAACCUAACCUUUUACCACCUGAACCAGGAAGCUGAAAGCCACCAAUGUGCAUUCUGGGAUUCUUCAGAGGAAGGUGGGACGUGGUCGGCUCGAGGCUGCAGUGUGGUGGAGUCCAACCCUGAGUACACUGUGUGUUCCUGCACCCAUCUGAGCAGCUUUGCAGUGCUGAUGGCGCUCUAUGAGAUGGAGGACAAGUUUGAGUUGCAGCUGAUAACCUGGGUGGGACUGACCCUCUCUCUUUUUUGCCUGUUCCUCUGCAUCCUGACAUUUUCUCUGAUUUGCUCCAUUAAAAGUCCAAGAACCACCAUCCACCUGCAUCUCAGCAUCUGCCUCUUUAUCGCCAUUCGAAUUUUCCAGGCAGGAAUCUCUCACACACAGAACCCAGUCGGCUGUGCUGUAGUAGCAGGGCUGCUGCAUUUCUUCUACCUGGCAGUAUUUUGCUGGAUGUGUCUGGAGGGCAUCCAGCUCUUCAGGAUGGUCGUCCUGGGUUUUAACACCAACUUUAAAACUCUCUACCUGAUGGCAGGUGGCUAUGGAGUCCCAGCUGUAAUUGUUACAAUCUCUGCCUUAGCGAAUGCCAAAGGAUACGGCACUAAGAGACACUGUUGGCUGAGCCUGGAAAUCGUAUGGAAUUUGUUUGGCCCUGCCUGUGUCAUCAUAACAAUAAACAUUUUCUUCAUUCUCAUCACUAUGUGGAAGUUGACACAGAAGUUCUCAGGAUCAAACCCAGAUCUUGAAAGUUUGCAACAAAUAAAGACAUUUUCCAUUACUGCAGGGGCUCAGCUGGGCGUGCUGGGCACCACGUGGGUCUUUGAAUGUUUCCAGGUGGUGGAAGGCACCACUGCUAUGACUUACCUGUUCACCAUCUUUGGGAGCCUUCAGGGGGUUCUGCUGUUUAUCAUCCACUGUCUGCUUGAUAAGCAGGUGAGGGAGGACUAUGGGAAAUUAUUGUCUGGAUUGUGUUCACCUUGAAAAUGCAACUAAGUUCAGGUACUGAGCAGCCAUAAGUGUACAUACUCACAAAAGAGAUUUUGAGUCACGGAAACAUUUAUGAAUAUAAUAGCAUCUGUAUGACUCCUUCGCUUGACUAUUUAUGAGUUUUAUUUUAUUUAAAGUAGAUUAAUUCUUCAGUAGAUCAAACCUUUUUUACAUAUGACCAGUGUCUAACAUUCGACCUAUAAUAAGUGAUGAGGUGACUUAGUAAGACUAGCACCAUAGAAUGCUAAUGUGAACAUGCGAGCAGAGUUGUAGAGGGGCAGGCGCUUUAUUUGAAUAAAGAUAUUUCCUAUGUGAAAAUAAAAGCUUCUUACUGACAGACAUAUGUCAGUUUGUUUGUCAUUCUUCAUACUGUAGGUUGUUAAAGGAAAUUCACAAAUCCUCUAUGCAAAUAUUUCUUCUUGUCAUGUUGUACAUUUUUAUGUUGUGACUUGAAAGCUUUGACCUGUUUUAGGAAACUAAGAUCCACUCAGUUUUUCUAAUCACUAUUUCAGGAGUGUUAGGCAGCAGUGCAUGCACUGCAUAUUUUCUAUGCAGAGAAAUGAUCAGUUAUUCCUCUGCAAAAGUCCUCUGAAACAUCUCAAAGGACUUUUUGUCAUGCGCUCACAGACAACAACUAGUGCUUUCUGUUUUUUUCUGAACCUGCCCCAGCAACAGCCGGGCUAAGAGGGGGCAGAGCUAAAUGACAGGUAGGUCAAAUUACUGCAGCUCAGGUGAUUCGGCAGAGCGCAAUGCAUUCUGGGUGCGGAAACGAGUGAGCAAGUUAAACGGGAACGACCCACAAACCCCUUUUUCCUGCUUUGAACAGCUGCCAUAACUAAGAGCAAGUCAGUCACCAGUUAACGUGGUCGCGACUUAAUACAGAACAGCAGAAAGCUUAGACUCUGCCUCUCCGACCAUAUCAACCAUUUUCACCAACAACAACCAGCGCAGUCACCAAACGUUAAAAAACAAAUAACCAUAAAUCCAUAAAUUUUCCAUCACUUACUUUUGACAACUUCUGAAUCCUGUACUUUGCCCAUUCAUGUCAUGUGGUGUGAUUCUGGACGUUACAUUCAGCGAAUGUUAUCCAAUAAAGCGUUUCAGUCCAAAAUGUGUGGUAUAUCCACAAUGGUCUAAAAACUGCAAGUGUUCUGCUCUAACCCCUGAGCGAAAAUUAUUUUUUUUCCACUUCUUUGAGCCAUAACUCGCUAAAUUUGAAAGCGAAACUAAACGAGUGGUCCAAGAUGGAGGAUGUAAGGCUUACGCUCUGUUAUAGCCCAAGCAAGGCGGAAAAUACCCAAGUAUGGGGCUACAAUGGUUAUCCCUAGCCAUGAUCUUCAAGUUCCUGAGAACCACCCUUCCCCCACUCCCAGGCUGGCAGUGGCACUACCGUAAGUGUUGUAAGAAAACGGACAAAGCUAUAGUGUACGUUAGACUGCGCAGAGAUUGCAGAUAUGCGUCAAGAGCAGGUUGGGCACUCAGACAUCCAGUGAGUCAAAAGGCCAGAAAGUGAAGCCUGCUCUUUCCUUCCUACAUUUCCUUCCUUACAUAUAAGUGUUUAGUUUAGAGUAAACACUAAUAUA
Molecule: messenger RNA, 3995 nt
Organism: Betta splendens (Siamese fighting fish)
Lineage: Eukaryota; Metazoa; Chordata; Actinopteri; Anabantiformes; Osphronemidae
Product: adhesion G protein-coupled receptor E2-like
Biological process (GO): cell surface receptor signaling pathway; adenylate cyclase-activating G protein-coupled receptor signaling pathway
Cellular component (GO): membrane
Molecular function (GO): G protein-coupled receptor activity; calcium ion binding
Source: RefSeq, a predicted model, not a curated record